Messenger RNA from Sceloporus undulatus (fence lizard), 2831 nucleotides. RefSeq names its product sushi domain containing 1 (gene SUSD1). Gene Ontology annotation, cellular component: membrane. The coding region runs from base 39 to 2363 and encodes 774 amino acids. The transcript is spliced from 16 exons. The record is from RefSeq and is a predicted model, not a curated record. NCBI's taxonomy places the organism in Eukaryota, Metazoa, Chordata, Lepidosauria, Squamata, Phrynosomatidae. Gene Ontology annotation, molecular function: calcium ion binding.
GAAAGAAGGAAGGCAGGUGCGCCUAGAGGGAGGGCAUCAUGGUCUCGCAGGGAGGGAGGAGGCUUCCCGGCUGGCCUCUGCUCCUGCUGCUGACGCUGCUCCUGUCCUCCCGCUCCUCCGAGGAAGAGAAGGAAACGGAUUCAUUUUCUGAUGUGUGCGCCACUUGCCAUGCUAAUGCCACUUGCCAGCAAAAAGAUGGAAAAAACGUCUGUAUCUGUAAUUACGGAUUUGUAGGUAAUGGAAGAACCUACUGCCAAGAUAAAGAUGAAUGCCAAAUUGGGACAGAGAAGAUUUGUGGUAAUCAUACUUCAUGCCAUAAUACAUAUGGAAGCUUUUAUUGCGUUUGUCUUGAGGGUUUCCAGGCUUCAAGUAAAAACAAGAUAUUUAUUCCCAAUGAUGGCACAAAUUGUAUAGACAUUGAUGAAUGUGAAGUCUCAGACAUAUGUGGCCCUGGAGCACGGUGCGUGAAUACUAUGGGAAGCUUUGAGUGCUAUUGUAUGGAGGGAUACCAAGUAGAAAAUGGAACUGAGCCAUUUCAUUCAAUUGCGUCAAAGGCUUCAUGCAAAGUGGUCAAUUGUGGAAUUCCACCUUCUAUUCCGAAUGCAUAUUUUGCUCCUGUCAACAAAACAACUUAUGGAAGCAAAGUUAUUUAUACCUGUCAACCAGGUUAUGUCUUUGAAAGUGGAAACUGGACUUCAGUUUGCAAUACCAGACAACAGUGGGAAGGAGCUGAUAUUGUGUGCAAAGAAAUAAAUUGUGGAAAACCACCAUGGAUUCAAAAUACAGAUAUUUUCUGGGAUAACACCACAACUUUAGGAAGCACAAUAUUCUAUAAAUGCAGAGAAGGGUUUCAGUAUUCUGGAGGACACAAUUUUUCACGAUGCACAGUAUCUCAGAAGUGGGAAAACAUCACUUUUGAAUGCAGAGAAAUAACCUGUGGCCAACCACCCUUAAUAUCUGACUCAGACAUGAAGUGGAAUGGAAUGUCUGGGCUGCGAAGUGUUGUGGAGUACAAAUGUAGGAAAGGAUUCUACCCUAAAGGCAUAAAGCACCAUUCAUUGUGUACUAGAAAUGGAACAUGGGAAAUCUUGGAUCUGAGAUGUGAAAAAGUCCAAGAGUUUGCUGACAUUAAAAUCAAUGGGUCUUGUUUGUCAUGGAGGAGACAUUAUGGAAAUAUGGGAGUAAAUGAAACUUAUCAACUUACUAUGAGGAUGCUAGGAUCAAAUAAAACUACAAAUAUGUUGAUUGUCCCUCCUGCAACUGAUGAGGCCGUAAAUGUGUGUUUGCAGCUGCAUCAGGAUGCAAAUUACACUGUGAAAAUCUAUGCAAAAUCCUCCGAAUGGAUUUUAACACUCAGAAUAAUACAACCAGUAGUUGAAAAGAAAAUUGGAUUCAGCAACAUCUCCAUAUUCAAUGACACUUGCAUUAAAUGGGACAGAGAAUCAGGAAGAACACAGUCUGAAGAAACCUAUAUAUUUCACAUACAAGGCCUGCGCUGGUAUCAGAAACAAUUCUAUCAUAAGGUGACUCUUAAUUUCACCACAAAUUCUCAGACUCCAGAAAUGUGUCUUCAAUUGCCUCCAGGGAGCAAUUACACUGUCAACAUCUCCACAGCAAACCUGGAUCACAGCAUCUUACUCUACAUGACCACCCAAAUCACUGAUCCACAGUCCCCAGAAAUAGAAUUCAUAUCAGUACAAGGUUCUCUGCCAUCGUUGCACCUGAGGAAAGCCGAAGAAAGAAAUGGGCCAAUAAGUUCUUACCAAGCAAUUGUUAUUCCCUGGAGCUCUCAGUGCAGCUUUAAUUGUUAUUCCUUGACUAGUCUAACCUACUUUGGCAAAGGCACUGACUCAGAUGGCUACGUGGCAGCUGAAUUCCCAGCUUAUGUCAUUGAUGACGACAGACUGAAGUUUGCCCUGGGAGACAGGCUUUACUACGGGAAAUAUUACAACGCUCCCUUGAAACAAGGAAAAGAUUACUGCAUUAUACUCAGGACUGUCAGUGAGUGGAAUGGGGUAAGAACGCAAUCCUGUGUGAUCUGGGCACAAAUAAAAGACUUAUCAUCCCCACCACAGCAUUUGACUGUUGUCAUACUAGGGUCAAUAGCUGCUUUCGGCUCUAUCCUGUUUCUCCUGUUUUGCAUAGCAUGUACAGCAGUACCCACAUCUCCAGCUGAGCUGGCCAAAAGACAAUUUUUGCAUAAAACUGGACACUUAUCUAUCACCAUCAGUACAGGUGAGCAGAGUGCUGCAUCAUCUUCAGUGAUCAGACUGUUUCUCUUCUCUAAUGCACACAUCUACCAGUCAUGUGGAAGAGGGAAUACAAUAAGGAGAGGAAACCAGUGGCUGUCUUCUUCAUCUUGAAUACUCAGACCAAGCAAAUUUGCCCAAAGAAUGUCAGCUCCUGCCUUCACAUUUUGGCAUAAAGUGAUAAUUUCUGUUAUGACUCAUCUUUUCCUUCAUUUGCUUUUCAUUCCUAGCUGAUGUUGGAUAAAUGCUCUGUAUACACACAUAUCUUUGUGAAUUCCUUAGCAAAUGUGAAUAGUUGCUAUUUCAGCUCACAUGCAGGGGUUUGCUCAGUUAACCCUUGUGCAAUAAGGUUAAAACAAACCUACUUUGCAUUGUUUGAGCUGUGCAUAACUGAUGAGAACUACACUGUAUUUCAAGGUAUAAACAUUCACCCAGUCCAAAUGGGUACAGAAUUUUAAGUAUAGUGGACCCUUGUUAUACGCUGGGGUUUGGUUCCAAGAUCCCCCGUGGAUAACAAAAUCCGUGGAUACUCAUGUCCUAUUAAAUAUAAUGACAUAGAAAAUGGUGUCCCUUAUAAAAAAU